AGCCUACAGAUGGCAAUUCUUUCAGUACUUACUUGGGAGUAAGACCCACUGAACUCAGCAGGACUUACCCAAUGAGUAAAUAUGCAGAGGAACCGCCUGCAAGCGGCCCUUGCCUGGAGAGAGACUUCUUUCGGCACCUGAAAACUUUCGGAUGGAGCUAGUUUUCUUUGCUUGCCGUUUGGAGACCGACUUUAGUGUUGCAAUUGUUACUAUGGCAACACAGGUAAUAGGGCAGUCUGGUGGCAACAGCCUGUUCCCUGGCAAUACUAACCUUGGCAUGGCGCUGCCAAACGACAUGUAUGACUUUGCUGAACUUUCAAAAGCUGAGCUGGCAGCUCCUCAGCUAAUUAUGUUGGCCAAUGUUGCCCUGACGGGAGAAGUUAAUGGCAGCUGCUGUGAUUACAUGGUUGGUGAAGAGAAGCAAAUGGCUGAACUGACAACUGUGGGCAACACCAACUUUUCAGACAGUGAUGGAGAAGAUAUAGAUGAUGCACAUGAUGUGGAGAGUGAUCAUGAAGGCCUGGAAGACAUGGAACUGGCAGCCCUUGAAGCCCCUGUGGCUCCUGAUACUGAAACUGCAGCAGUGACUGAGUCUUCUGUUCCAUCUAGCCCAGGCAAAGACAUCCCUCAGAAAGCAUCAGAUGUUCCAGAUGCUCCAGAGACCACAGAUGAGAAAUGUAAGAGCUCAAAGAACAAGCCAUUUCGUUGUAAGCCUUGUCAGUAUGAGACAGAGUCAGAGAAGGAGUUUGUGGAUCACAUCCGGGUACAUGGUGCCAACAGAUUCAUUGUAGAAGAAAAAGCUGAGAAGCAUGGCCAGUCUAAAGAAACGGAGUCUAGUGGCACAGAUGAGGUGGAUUUCUCCAAGGGGCCCAUUAGAUGUGAUCGCUGUGGCUAUAACACUAGUAGAUAUGAUCACUAUCUAGCUCACUUGAAACACCACAACAAAGUAGGAGAAAAUGAGCGGGUCUACAAAUGCACCAUCUGCACAUAUAUGACAGUCAGUGAAUACCACUGGAAGAAGCAUCUAAGAAACCAUUUUCCACGGAAAGUAUACACAUGCUCACAGUGCUCCUACUUUUCUGACAGAAAGAACAACUAUAUUCAACAUAUUCGAACUCAUACAGGAGAACGUCCCUAUCGAUGUUCCAUGUGUCCGUAUUCAAGUUCUCAGAAGACACAUUUAACCAGGCACAUGCGCACUCAUUCAGGUGAGAAGCCAUUUAAAUGUGAGCAGUGCAGCUAUGUGGCAUCAAACCAGCAUGAAGUGACUCGGCAUGCAAGGCAGGUUCACGAUGGACCCAAACCACUGACCUGCCCCCACUGUGAGUACAAAACAGCUGACCGAAGCAACUUUAAGAAGCACGUUGAGCUCCACGUCAGUCCGCGACAGUUCCUGUGUCCUGUCUGUGAGUAUGCAGCAUCCAAGAAAUGUAACCUGCAGUAUCACAUUAAAUCCAGGCAUCCUGAUUGCUGCGGUAUCACAAUGGACGUCUCGAAAGUUAGACUACGGACUAAAAAGAGUGAAGCAAACACUUCAGAAAAUGCUGGUAAUGAUAAUAAAGGGGGGCAAGAGAAAACAAAGAAAGAAUCUACUGAAAAGAAGAGUGAGAAAGCUGUAAAAGAAGAGAAGAAGGAGAACUUGUCUAAAGAAAAGAAACCAGCUAGCAGUGUUGGUACAGGCCAGGUGACCACCCGAAGUCGCAAGACAGUGGCUGAAAAGGAGGCUGUGAAACCUGACAAAAUUACUGAGAAAGCUGGUAAAACAAAGAAGUCAAAAAGAAAAGCUGAUGCUUUGACUUCGAAAAAAGAUCCUGUGCCAGAAAUUGAUGUAAUAGCAAAAAAGAAAAAGAAAACAGAGAAAAAGUCCUCCAGAUGUCAGGACUCUCAAAAGGUUGAAACCAAAUCAGAGACAGCCAGAAAGCAAAAUUCCUGCCAUAAGAAAAACAAGAAAAAGAAAUCCCAGAAGAGUAAGGCUAGUAAAAGCAAUAAAACUCCAGAGGGCAAAAGUGUCCCAGAUAAGGCUCCUGUCUCUGAAGAAUUGUCUGUUACGCAAGAGGAAGAAACUAAGUCAGCUGAUGAGCCUUGCAGUGGCCCACCACUCACUGAUGCUCCAGGGAAUGAAGAGAACCAAGGAGUUGUCAUUGAUGCUCCAAAGAAUGGGGAGAACCAGGAACUUGUCCUGAGGGAGAAUCUGCAGGAUCAAGAGCCACAGGAUCAUGAGCCACAGGCUGAAGAGAUGCAGGCAGAAGAACUGCGGGCUGAAGAACCACAGCCUGCUCAGCAUAUGGUCGAAACCAUGGAGUUAGAGGUGAAAGACCAAGAAACGCCCAUGGCAGAAGAGAAGGCUGCAGAAGCUUCUCAGAGCGAAGUUGAAACAGAACUACCUCUCAUUCCUGAAGCCAGCUCUGAGGACUCUUCUGAUAACACCUUGGAAAAGGAGACUGAUGUGCUAAAGGACACUUUACCAGAUUUGGCCCAAGAGAUUCAGACUACACACAGUUGUGAGGUGGAAACGGUAGCUAAUCCAGAUUUGGUUGAAACAACUCAGCCGAUGGAAAUUUGUGAAACAGAAACUGUAAAAGCGCCACAUCCAGAAGAUGACAGUUCUACAAAAGAGCUGCAGGCUGAAGACCCAGAAGGAACGCAAUCUUCACAGUUGCCCCAAAAACCUGAGCAGAGCACGAAAGUGGAUCUGGCUACAGCAUCGCCCAGCAGCGUAACAGUGAACGAAAGUCAGGAAAUGGAAGAAGAUGAGGGCAUCCACAGUCAUGAUGGUAGUGAUAUAAGUGAUAACAUAUCAGAAAGAAGUGAUGAUUCUGGAUUAAAUGGUGCUCGGUCAGUGCAGGAGGAAACAAAUCAGAAACCAUCUCAAGAAGUGGCAAAAGCUGAGGCCAUAAAGGAGAACUAUGUGUGUAUAUUUUGUGAUCGUUCUUUUAACAAAGAAAGUGAAUACAGUAAGCACCUGAACCGCCAUUUGGUAAAUGUGUACUAUCUUGAGAAGGCAACAAAGGGGCAAGAUUAACCAAACUGCUGUUUAACGACAGUGAUUUCUUCCUCUGUAAGAUCUUCUAGAGCUUUGGUACAGUUCUUGUAGAAUCUUUGCUUAAGCUCUGUUGGCUUAUAUACUUUUAACGUUUGUUGGUUGUGUUUUUCCUGACCUUCGAUGACAUGUUGAACUAUUUGUAUCUCUUUGUGUAGAGAGGGCAAGUAGGGUAUGUAACGCUGUGGCUUGUUAAGUCUGCGUAAUCUCCUGGAUACAUCUCUGGAAUCCUUUGAGUAUUUCUGAGAACAUCCACCAGAACUCUUCAUAAGUAGUUGAUCCCGGGUGGACUUGGGGCACAGUCCAUUUGGAGUGUCCUGCACACACUCAGAAGAAACAAAUGAGAGUUUCUGAGAGUGAUGCUGUGAUCCUGUACUAUUCUGUAUGCUUCCAUGGACUUGUGGAGGAGAUGUUCUCAGUGGACUGGACCUGUUCAGUCAUU
Messenger RNA from Heteronotia binoei (common prickly gecko), 3482 nucleotides. It is a transcript of the gene REST, whose product is annotated as RE1 silencing transcription factor. The coding region runs from base 152 to 3022 and encodes 956 amino acids. NCBI's taxonomy places the organism in Eukaryota, Metazoa, Chordata, Lepidosauria, Squamata, Gekkonidae. Gene Ontology annotation, cellular component: nucleus. The transcript has 4 exons. The record is from RefSeq and is a predicted model, not a curated record. Gene Ontology annotation, biological process: regulation of gene expression.